Solanum pennellii is the source of this 1286-nucleotide messenger RNA. RefSeq lists its product as uncharacterized. NCBI's taxonomy places the organism in Eukaryota, Viridiplantae, Streptophyta, Magnoliopsida, Solanales, Solanaceae. The transcript has 2 exons. The coding region runs from base 11 to 1258 and encodes 415 amino acids. The record is from RefSeq and is a predicted model, not a curated record.
AAUAACAACUAUGGAAAAUUCUGGAGCUACAAAUCUACAAAAACAGAUUACCUAUCAAGAAAAAGGAACACAAACUGAACCAGAUACAACAGAAGAAAUACUCAAAGCUAUUAAUACACUUUCUACGAAGGUGGAUAGUAUGGGAAAAGAGUUACAAAAUCUAAAAGCUAAUAGUCAGCAGCAUGACUAUAAAUAUGCGGAGCUACGCCAACAUACAGAGUUACGUCGAUCGGAAGACGCUAAAAUUCCAGAGCUACAAGGAGACGAUGGGAAACUCCGAAAAACCCAUAACAAUGUUUGUUUAGAUACAGCUGCAGGUACAAGCAAAAGAGUUACUGAGAAAUCAAAAAAUACAAAUUUAAACCAGCUAUUUGCAAAACCAUUUACCCAAAAACCACAAAUGCAGAUACCAGUAGAACCGCAAACAUCUACCUACGCAGUUAGCCUACAAAAUGACAAAAAGAGAUAUAACUACAUUACACAGUCCUACAUUGAAAAUAUAUACAAAAUCCAGACAUAUUUAAACCUAAACCCAAAAUCUACACAAACAAAAAAUCCCGAAGAAGACUAUAUAACCCAGAAACUACAAGGAUAUAACAAACUUAUUGCACAACCUAAGACCAAUCCCAACCUAGUAAAAACGUGUUAUAACUACGGACUACUAAAUACAGUAUACACAUAUACCGGAGAAGAAAUAGCCGGAAUACCAGAACUACAUAAAGCAUUUUUAACAUAUAAAAGAAUUACCAAAGGAAAUUUAUUUUAUAUAAAAUGUUAUACAGCACCAGCAGAGAUACUAUACGAAGAGAUAAAAUCACCAAUACAGGUGGUAAAGAUAGGAUUAACCAGAGAUAUGAUUAUUCCAGAAGAGAUAGAAAAACAAAAUGAGAUACCAAAAGUAGAAAUACCUAACUUUUAUGCAAAUAAAAGAAUAAUUGGUAUAGCUACAAUUAUACAAGAGUUAGCAAACAAUUAUUUAAAUGGCAAUGCCAUUUGGAGCUAUUAUGCAAGAGAUCAGGUAAUGAUUUAUGCGAACUCCAAAGAGCUAAGGGAAUCAGAUAUGGAUGAAGUCCAGCGAUGGAUUUUGUCAUUAUUAAAACCAGAAGAACAACCAUCUACGAGAGCUUUGAAGAAAGGAUUUAUUUCAGAAGAUUUAUUAGUAAGAUAUUGCAAACUUAUCAGUUACAAAUACCCAGAUCAUAAAUGCUCCAAGUGCAACGGAGAAGAUAAUGUGAUACCUACAGUUGAUUUGGGAUAAAGACGAAGCUACACCAGAAGAUUCAGAU